ACCGGACCGGGCGGGAGCGACCGGACGCGGGUGUAUGCGGCUGCCCGGGACGGAGGCCGGACGCGCCAGGGAGAGGGGCGCUGACGGCUGACAAGAGAGCUGCCCCCCCAAAGCAGCAUGGACGCCCCCCGAAGGGACAUGGAGUUGCUCAGCAACAGCCUGGCAGCCUACGCACACAUCCGCGCUAACCCCGAAAGCUUUGGCCUCUACUUCGUGCUGGGCGUCUGCUUCGGCCUGCUGCUGACCCUGUGCCUCCUAGUCAUCAGCAUCUCCUGUGCCCCCCGCCCGCGGCCCCGCGGCCCCCCUCCCCACCGGGAUCCUCGCAGCAGCACCCUGGACCCCGAGGAAGAGGACGACGAUGAAGAUGAGGAGGAUACGAUGACGCGGCUGGGCCCCGACGACACGCUGCCGGGAGCCGAGCUGUCUCCGGAACCCGAUGGCCCCCUCAGCGUCAACGUCUUCACGUCGGCUGAGGAGCUGGAGCGGGCACAGCGGCUGGAGGAGCGGGAGCGGAUCCUGCGGGAGAUCUGGCGCACUGGGCAGCCGGACCUGCUGGGCACAGGAACACUGGGGCCCGGCCCCACGGCCACGGGUACCCUGGGCCGCAUGCACUAUUACUGACCAGCGACCCGGCUGCAAGGCGCUCUGAGGACUGGACUGCAAAGGAGCUCUGUGCCUCCCCAGGACCUUGGGACUGCCCCCACCCACAGGUCUAUGGAGGCCCCGCCCCCAGGGCUCCCUGGUGCUAUUGGGCAUGGAUCCCCCACCCUCUGGAAGGCACCCUUCCCCAGAUUUGCCAGAAGGCCAGGGGGGAGGGCAGGAGGCGGAGUCCCCACCCCACCGGGGGACAAUGAAGAAAUGACCAAAGAAA
Messenger RNA from Loxodonta africana (African savanna elephant), 871 nucleotides. RefSeq names its product eva-1 homolog B (gene EVA1B). NCBI's taxonomy places the organism in Eukaryota, Metazoa, Chordata, Mammalia, Proboscidea, Elephantidae. Bases 118 to 621 code for a protein of 167 amino acids. The record is from RefSeq and is a predicted model, not a curated record. The transcript is spliced from 3 exons.